Geodia barretti is the source of this 873-nucleotide messenger RNA. NCBI's taxonomy places the organism in Eukaryota, Metazoa, Porifera, Demospongiae, Tetractinellida, Geodiidae. The record is from the annotation of a GenBank genome assembly.
AUGCGCCACCAGAACAUCGAGUUCGGCGAAGCCCUCCGCAUCCUCGCGCAAAAGGCAGGCGUCGAGCUCUCGCAGGCGAGCAAGCAGGACAGCGACAAACGCAGCAAGCUCCACGCCGUCAACCGACUCGCCGCAUCCUGGUAUCAGGAGCGCCUUAAAUCGUCCGAAGGCGCGGCAGCGAUGGACUACCUCAAACGCCGCGGCGUCAGCCCCGAGAUGAUCGACACCUUCCAGCUCGGCUAUUCUCCCAACAGGGGGAAUCCUCUGAAAAACUACCUAUCCGGGAUGGGUGCGUCCGAGGCAGACGCGAUAGAAGCAGGUCUCAUCUACCGCAAUGACGAAGGCAGAACAUGGGACUUCUUCCGAGACAGGCUCAUGUUCCCCAUCCACGACAGGCAAGGCAAUGUCAUUGGCUUCGGUGGACGCCAACUCACCGAUCCCGCGCCCGACGCUCCCGGCUACAAUCCCAAAUACAUCAACACGGCGGCCACCCCCAUUUUCGACAAGCGCAGCUCACUCUACGGCAUACACCGCGCCCACUCAGCCAUCCGCGAGUCCAACACCGGAAUCAUCGUCGAAGGUUACAUGGAUGCCAUAGCAGCCCAUCAGUACGGCUACACCAAUGUAGUCGCCUCUAUGGGCACCGCCCUGACCGAAAAUCAAGUCUCCCAGCUCAAGUCCCUCGCCACCAACUUCAUCCUCGCCCUCGACCCCGACACCGCAGGGCAGGAAGCCACGCUGCGAAGCCUCGAAGCAUCCUGGAAGGUCAUCGGCGACCAGUCCGCUUCACGCGGUCGCUCGCAGGGAAUCCUCUACCAGCGCGAUCCCCAUCACCCUCAGCAUAGCCGCGCUCCCCGAAGGCAAAGACCCUGA